GAAGACGGGAGACGAAAGCAGAACGGGCUUCACGGGGCGUGGUGGGGGGCGGCGGGCGAGGAAGACAGUUAACAGGCGACAGGAAGAGUUCGUCCAUUCACGGGAGGAGAGAAGCUCAGCGAGCUUGACAACAGAGAACAGCAUUCAGCCCCCUCAGCCCCGUGCGCAAUUCCCAGCUUCCUUCCUUCCUCCUCCUCCUUCUCCACUAGAUUCGGCGCUCUCGUCCAAACUGUGGUCCCCAAACUGGGCCUUUUUGGAUACUUGCUGAUAUUUCCACUUCACCUGAGUAGUGACUCCCUCUGAUCCAGGAAUUGUUGACUCCCUGCUCGUCGCGGCCGGACCGAUCCCCGUCGAUAAGGAGGAGAGAUCCUCGUGCUAGCAACGCUCCUCUGGACAGAGAUACGCAGUCAUUCCGGCUGUCUUGCACAUUGGUGGGUCUCUGACAAAUCGACUGACAGAGGGAGGAGAAGAGCACCAUGAACGAGAACCGAGGCAUGGACUUGUCAGCUAUCGCGUUCAUGGCAAGUGGCCAGAAUUGGCAAUUCUGAUUCGAAUUGGACCACUUGGAGAACGAGGCUGCUGAAGCGCAUUCCCGAAGGCUGGACGGAGGAAGGGACAAAAAUUUACCAGGAGUUGCUGCCGAGGCUUCGCUCUCUGAUCUCCAGUAGCAUGUGGAGGUCUGCCUUCGGCUGGAAAAUGUGUGAGUAUUGGUUUUGCAGCUCCGGGGUGGAGGAUCAGCCCGUUUUCACCGUCUGCUGAUCGACCAAUCGGCUGCAGCUGCUAUCGGUCGCGUGAUAUCCUGCAGGCCAUUGACUUCCUGUCCUCACGAAUUCACGAGAGACUGACACAUAGGAGUGCAACCUCGGAUCUUCAACUAGAUUCGGUGGGGAAAGUAGCUCACAAAGGGCGAAAAAACAGGAAAUAGAAGUGUAAUACAUCGGGGUGACAGAAGCCUGCUGGAAGGCGCACGAGAACAGAGCAGAACAGGAAGGGUACUUGUCUGGAGAAGCAGACAGACAGAGAAGACGGCAUCUCUUGUGUGUCAGAAUCCAGAGCUAUGGAGGCGAUGACGGCGAACAGAUGGGCUGGAAGUUUGAGCCAGAGAGUGGCCAAGUUAGUGCCCACGACGAGGAAUGUGAGCAUUGAGAAGGAGAAUUUGGCUCAUACCUUGCUGACCCACUUCGCCACGCUCUUGGACGCAUUGGCUCUUCUUUUGAAGGACAUGCAGAGGGAUGCCGACGCUCGAAGCGCUGACUACAAGAACCUGCAGAACGGGAAGCUUGAGGAGCAGCUGGAAGGGUUAGAGAAUUUUCUGGAAUCUUAUAGAGAUAAAUGUAAUCUAUACCUCCUGAGCAAUUGUCCUCAGAUCAGGAAGCGAGUCCAGAUCUUCAGUAGAGCGCUGAGUGAGGCAUUAGAAUCCGUGAUGCAAAAUUCCUGGAGCACAGAGAUGCAGUUACGCAUAGCGCAGGUGAAGGAAGCGUUCGAGUCAUCGUCCCCGAAACUGGACGCUAAGCAGCAUGCCAUCCUCGACUCCUUGGAGCCGGAGAUGCUGGACUCUGUGGUAGCAGAUUCUGCACGAUGCACCAAGCUCGUGCAGCAAAUCGCCGAGAGCUUCGAACUGAAAUUGGACAGCGAUCAGUUCGCCAAGGAGCUUAGUAAGCUCAAGGAGGACAAGGAGACCGUGGAGAAUGCGAAAGGGAAAGCUCAAGCUCUCUAUCUGGAGCAGUUCUUGACAUUAUUGGAAAAGGGCGUGGUGGCCAAGAUCAAGCCUGCGAGUGAAGUGGGGGCUGUGCCCAUGCCUCUAAGGAGGGAGUUGACGAUGAGAAACGCGCCCCUAAACACUCCCCUUCAGUCUUUCAUCUGCCCCAUCACGCGAGAUGUUAUGCGGGACCCCGUGCAGAUUGCAUCGGGGCAGACUUUCGAGAGGGAAGCUAUCGAGCGGUGGUUUGCCGAGGGCCACACUCGAUGUCCCUUGGGAGUGGAGCUCAAAAGCACGAAGAUGAAGUCCAACAUUGCCCUCCGGCAGUCCAUUGCAGAGUGGAAGGAUAGGAACUUCACCAUCAGAAUCCAAGACGCAGAGGCCAAUCUUCAGUCCACCAGUUUCGAGGAUCAGGAAAAGGCAGUGCAGGAGUUGCAGAGAAUGUGCGAGGAGUAUAGCAUGAACAAGUAUACCAUAGCCUCCAGAGGUCUGCUCCGACCCCUGGUGCGUUUGGCAGAGGAGCAAAGGGACCUCCGAACAAAAGUGUUUGCUGCUCUGCGUAUCCUUGCGGAAGAUAAUGUGGAGAAUCAGGAAGUUAUGGUGGAGGAAGGCCUCAUCUACUUGUUGGUCAGAUCUUUAGCCCGAAAGCCCGAAGCGUCACUGCAAGCGGUGCUUCUCUUGUCCAUGCUGUCUAAAAGGCCGAGUUUCUCGGAGAAGAUCAGUAAUGCUCACGGUGCUGUCCUUCUGCUGGUAACGGAGCUUCACAACGAGAACGAGGAGAUCGCCGAAAGUGUGAAGAUAAUACUCGAGAAUUUGCCCACCAGUGAUGAAAACAUUGUCGUCAUGGCAGAAGCUAAUUUUAUGAAGCCUCUUGUUACUCGGCUUGUGGAAGGAGGGCCAUCUUCAAGACUGGCUAUGGCAAAGACUCUGGCAACCUUAGAAAUGCCAGAAGAGAGCAAGAAGCAGGUGGCAACGGAAGAAUCUAUCUCGACUCUGCUGGAAAUGGUUCAGUCGAAUGACGAGGAAGAGAAACUAUCAGCCGUAGAAGCUCUCGUUCAGCUGACCACUAUAAGACAAGUCUGUGUACUAGUAGCGACAGCGAAGACCCCCGGCCCAAACAUACUGGUUCCAUUGCUGAGCUCAGCGAAGGAGUCAGUAGGCUUGAGAAGUGCACUGGCCAACGUCAUGGCAAAUGUGAUGACCUCAUUGGCCGAUCAGUGGGUGCCCGCGGAGGACAAGGAGGAGCAGAUCCAUACUCUGGUGUGCAAAUUCCUGUCAUUCUUCUUUCCCCCACAAGCUCAGUGUCAUGUACUUCGCGGCCUCCUGGGCCUGCUUAAGGGCAAGGACACGGCCGACAUUGCUGAGAAAAUGUUGAUGGAGAAUAAUGCUCUCACUCUUCUGGUCCCGAUGCUGAAGACAAACGCAGUCGAACCCACUAUCCGACAGCACGCAGUCCAGAUCUUCGCUGCCCUGUCGGAAACGAACAGAGAGGCAGCAGCAGCCGUGCUUUUGAACGAUGCCAGGGCUAACUUCAGCACCAUUUUGUCCAUGCUGCGGGACAGGAACGUGAGAAUGGAGGACUCGAAGACAGUUCAGGAGCAAGUGGCAGCAUUGGCCAUUCUGGCCAACAUGCCACUGGAGAAUGACCUCGUCACCCUAAGCCUUUUACAAGCGGACUGCAUACCCGUGCUGUUCAAAUACCUGGACAGCAGACAGGGCCCAAUACAGGACGAAGCAGCCGGUGCUCUGCUGCGCUUCACGGCUCCCACUGGGCCCAAAGACAUGCAGCUGAACCUGGCGGAGCAGGGAGUGGUGCAAUGGUACGUCAAUUUGCUGAACUCUUCCCGGUCCUCGUCCAGAGAGAGGGCAGCGAGAGCACUGACCAACUUCUCGAAAAGCAGCGCCAAACUGUCCGUCGCCGUGACUCCCUCGGGGUUCUUCCACUGCUUCAGGCCCAAUAUCUCCACCUGCCCGAUCCACAAGGGCAUUUGCAGGGUCGAGAGCAACUUCUGCCUGAAGGAGGCGGAUGCUGUGCCUCCGCUGCUGGCGGUGAUAAAGGACGGGGAUCCUUUGGCGGCAGAGGCCGCCAUCGAGACCCUGCUCACUCUGGUGGACGACGAUCUGCCGUCGUACGAGCCUGGAGCGCAUCUCAUCGCCAAGAGCAAGGGAGUUCCGAUGCUGAUCAACGUGCUGAACAAUGGCACCACGGCCUCGCAGGAGAUGGCGGUGCUUCUGUGCGAGAUUAUCUUCCGGUUGCCGGAGUACAGGGCACAGUACGGCUCCGCCCUGCAGAUGCACGUGAUCACCGUUGCACAGAAAGGGAGCAAGAAGGCGAAGCAACUUGCCGGCAAGGUCCUCAGGCAACUCGACCUCCUCCACAGCCAAUCCCAAUACUUCGCCCAGUCGCAUCCCACUUUAGAGUAGACAUCAUUUGAUCCUGUAUACUGAGAAGCCAUUACCUCCCAAUUUUAGCUACCUUUUUGAUAGAAUAAAGCUGUCCAGUGCUGGUACGACUCCAAAUCCUAGUCUGAAAUCGAAUCAUGGCGUCCCUGCUCAGGACACUCGUGACUUGGACUCUGCAGCAGAGCGUAUUCUAACAGUUGUGAAGAGGUCAGAACAUCCUGAGUCAGACACAUUCUAUGCAACCUCACGCGAAAAUGUUUUUCGUCCAUUUGACCCGCUUCGAAAAUUCUUCCGAGCCACGCGACAGAACUUGCACCGAAGAAGCUCGACGGUUCAAUGCCUUUUUCGCUGCCUACCCCUGAGAAGAGAAGACUCUUGAGAGAGAGAGAGAUAGAGAGAGAUAGAUGGUAGAUGGUGGGGGAGAUGGGGAAUCUGAACGGCAUGAUCUUGAUGGAAUCCAGGGGCUUGUAUCAAACGUAGCGAAGAUCCAGGAGGUCACUCAUUGUCUGUCCCAGUGUAUAUAUGUAGAUAUGGGACUGACAGUAUUUUCCCUUCAAGUCUACGAUUGACUCAAAUGUUAAGCCAAAACUUCUGUAAUUAGGCCUGGGAAGCAACAUACGUCAACCAUAGAUGAUGUUUUAACUUUCCAAAUUUUUAAACUUCUAUACUUUCAAUAAAAGC
Molecule: messenger RNA, 4783 nt
Organism: Marchantia polymorpha subsp. ruderalis
Lineage: Eukaryota; Viridiplantae; Streptophyta; Marchantiopsida; Marchantiales; Marchantiaceae
Source: the annotation of a GenBank genome assembly